Messenger RNA from Galleria mellonella (greater wax moth), 1364 nucleotides. RefSeq names its product zinc finger protein GLIS3-like. Gene Ontology annotation, biological process: regulation of transcription by RNA polymerase II; smoothened signaling pathway. The coding region runs from base 90 to 1337 and encodes 415 amino acids. The transcript is spliced from 4 exons. Gene Ontology annotation, cellular component: nucleus. The record is from RefSeq and is a predicted model, not a curated record. Gene Ontology annotation, molecular function: DNA-binding transcription factor activity, RNA polymerase II-specific; RNA polymerase II cis-regulatory region sequence-specific DNA binding. NCBI's taxonomy places the organism in Eukaryota, Metazoa, Arthropoda, Insecta, Lepidoptera, Pyralidae.
AGCGAAGCGUACGACCGCCAUCAUUGUCCGUAGCGACCGCGCAGUGACCAGUACUAGUGUUAGCUCGCAGACAGUGGAUAAGUGUUACGAUGUUAGCGUUUCCGCAAUGGAAUUUGGAGAUACCCAACGAUGGGUGUAGGAUCCAACGAUGGAUGCCUGUGGACAGGUUCGCGCCCUACCUGGCCAGACCUGUGGUGCUGCCGCCGCUUCCCCCUCAGGCGGAAGACGAAGAUUCAUCAGGUGGUUCAUCCCCUGAACGUAACACGAAUGAGCCUAGUGUAGACGGGGGUGAAACGGUGUGCGGAUGGCGUGGAUGCGGCGAUCGGUUCCCGAGCGUGGCCCGCCUGUCGGCACACGUCGCACGCGCGCACGCACAUGCGCUCAGAGAUGGACUCUUUUACUGUGGGUGGAAGGGGUGCCUAAGACCACAAAAAGGAUUUAAUGCUCGAUACAAAAUGUUAGUACACGUACGUACUCACACGAAUGAGCGCCCGCACAUUUGCAAUCAAUGCAACAAGAGUUUCUCCAGAGCAGAAAAUUUGAAAAUUCACCUAAGAUCCCACUCUGGAGAAAAACCCUAUAUAUGUCCAUAUGAGGGCUGCGGCAAAGCAUACUCAAACUCAAGCGACCGAUUCAAACACACGCGCACUCACACAGUCGACAAACCUUAUUGCUGCAAAGUACCCGGCUGCAACAAGAGGUACACGGAUCCAUCCAGCCUAAGGAAACAUGUCAAAACCAACAAACACUUCACAACUGAGGAGGCACAACGUCGCGAAUCAUCUGACGAAGUGCAAAGUUCAGAAACAUUUUCACCGCCACGAGAGAACAGCUCGUCCUACAAUGUAGAGCCUUCGUCACCACUACAAAACCCGGCAUAUAGUCCAAACAGAAAUACUAUAUCACCGACCAUACCUCCUUACAAUCCUAUAUUGCCCACUAUGAGUCCUUCGAUCUCUCCACCUAUAGGAUACUCCCCUUUGAUUAAUCACAUAACAUACAUAAGACCAGUUGAAACGGCAUAUCCCAUAAGGGUUCCCACACACGAAAUGUCAUAUUUUGAGUACACGCAAAUGUAUGAACAAGCACAUAGAAGUUAUUACUCAAGUAGUGUCACAUAUCCGGUAUUAAGGCAAAGUGUAAACGAAAAAGUAUACACUUAUGAGGACCAGCCUCCAUUCGAUGAUGUACCAAUUAAAGAGGCCAAACCAACAGAAAGUUAUAGUCCAGCUGAAGACAUGCCUUUGAACUUAAUAUGCACCAAACGAAUUGAGUGCAAACCUAUUGAAGAGCUCGUCAGGCGUGACUUACCUUUAGAUUUAAGUACUAAGAGUUAAAACUAUUUAUUAAAUUAUUUAUUACUA